Molecule: messenger RNA, 10768 nt
Organism: Numida meleagris (helmeted guineafowl)
Lineage: Eukaryota; Metazoa; Chordata; Aves; Galliformes; Numididae
Gene: USP49
Product: ubiquitin specific peptidase 49
Exons: 9
Coding region: 517-2610 (697 amino acids)
Biological process (GO): protein deubiquitination
Cellular component (GO): cytoplasm
Molecular function (GO): cysteine-type deubiquitinase activity; zinc ion binding
Source: RefSeq, a predicted model, not a curated record
CCGCUCCCCGCCCCUCAGCGCUGUCGUCCCUCUACUCAACCGUGAGCCAUUCAGGCGCUCCCCCUAGCGGCUGCGCAAAGCUCGUAAGCUCCGCCAGAGCUUCCUCUACCGCAGCGCUAGCUACACGAACAGCGUCCACUUGCGCGCCUGCCGCGCCGUUAGCGCCAGGGACGGCGCCGCGCUCCGCUACCCCCGCGCCAUUACGGAAUUGGCGUCCUGCCCCGUGGAUACGUAAGCACGUGCUCUGUCCGUCUGAGCAGCAUCACCAAACGUCCAUCCUUGCCGAGCUGGUCAGUGAUUUCAUCUUUAGCAGCAGCAUCACUGGAAAAAGACUGCAAUUGAGGGCUUUGAAGCUGCACUUCCUUAGAAUGAAGACUUAAGUAGUAAUUAAAUUCUCGAAGAACCACCAAGACUCCUUUGAAUGAAAUGGGGAUGUUCCAGGCUCUGAGCAUUGUGUUGGAGAGGAAGGAAUGUUUCAACAUGACUCAGUCAAAGCAACGAAGACUUCUGUAAGAGAUGGAUAGAUGCAAACAUGUUGGGCGGCUACGACUCGCCCAGGACCAUUCUAUCCUGAACCCACAAAAGUGGCACUGCGUGGACUGCCAGACAACUGAGUCUAUCUGGGCUUGUCUGAAAUGCUCCCAUGUAGCCUGUGGGAGGUACAUCGAGGAGCAUGCACUUAAACACUUUGAAGAAACCAGACAUCCACUGGCAAUGGAAGUUAAUGAUCUGUAUGUAUUUUGUUACCUUUGUGAAGAUUAUGUCUUGAAUGAUAACCCGGAGGGUGACUUGAAAUUGCUAAGAAGUUCUCUGUCAGCAAUUAAAAAUCAAAAACAUGAUCCAUCAACAAGAAGUGGGAGGACAUUGCGAUCCAUGGCUUUGGGAGAGGACAUGUGCAGCCAUCAGAGGACCCCUCAGGGACAAUCUCAGAUGCUUGCAGCUCUCUGGCACAGGCGCCAGUCUUUGCUUGCCAAGGCACUGCGGACCUGGUUCGAUAAGAGCUCCAGAGGCCAGCUAAAGUUAAAACAAAAGAAACAGAUGGAGGAGUUGGAAAAGAAGAAGGAGGUGGCUAGGCAGCGGCGGCAGGAGAUGAAGAGACAGCUUCUGGAGGAGCUGGCGAACACUCCUCCGAGGAAGAGUGCAAGGCUGUUGUCACAUGUGCACAGAGAGAACUUGAUUCCAAGGAAGUUCAGGGAGGUGGCGACUGCUUCCCCUACCUCAAGGCAGAUGCAGAGCAGCAGAUUCAAUCAGUUUUAUUCCAUCCGGCGUAAGCCUCUGAUGACUCCUGGGGUGACGGGCCUAAGGAACCUGGGAAACACAUGUUAUAUGAAUUCUAUUCUGCAAGUGCUGAGUCACCUCCAGAAAUUUAGAGAAUGUUUUUUGACACUUGAUCUCUGUGAAACAGAAGAACUCUUAGCCAAAACUGUGAAUGGGAAGUCAAGGUUGCCUGGUAGAUUGGCAAAUGGAUCUGCUGCUAAUGAGUCAGGGAAGACUGACAAAGUGGGAUCAUUAGGCACGCAGAGCUUGCCAGCUGGCUUAAAUGGUGGCUCCUCAAUAAGCAGGAGUUUAGAACUAAUACAACCCAGGGAACCAAGUUCAAAGCACAUCUCCCUCUGUCACGAAUUGCACACCCUCUUCAGAGUGAUGUGGUCUGGCAAGUGGGCGCUUGUGUCCCCGUUUGCCAUGCUGCACUCUGUGUGGAGUCUGAUCCCAGCAUUUCGAGGUUACGAUCAGCAGGACGCUCAGGAAUUUCUGUGCGAGCUGUUGGAUAAAGUACAGCAGGAGCUGGAGUCAGAAGGAACAAAGCGCAGGAUCCUCAUCCCUUUCUCCCAGAGGAAGCUCACCAAGCAGGUCCUGAAGGUGGUGAACACCAUUUUUCAUGGGCAGUUGCUUAGUCAGGUCACCUGUAUAACAUGCAACUACAAAUCCAACACCAUUGAGCCCUUUUGGGAUCUUUCCCUGGAAUUUCCUGAGCGCUAUCACUCUAUUGAGAAAGGGAUUAUCCCUGUUAACCAGACAGAGUGCAUGCUGACAGAAAUGUUGGCCAAGUUCACAGAAACUGAAGCUCUGGAGGGAAGGAUAUAUGCGUGCGACCAAUGCAACAGCAAACGACGAAAGUCUUCUCCUAAACCUCUUGUUCUGAGUGAAGCUAAAAAGCAGUUAAUGAUCUACAGACUACCUCAGGUCCUCCGACUGCACCUUAAACGAUUCAGGUGGUCUGAACGCAAUCACCGUGAGAAGAUUGGGGUCCAUGUCCUCUUUGACCAGGUACUAAACAUGGAACCUUACUGCUGCAGGGACUCUCUCUCCUCUCUUGACAAAGAGACCUUUGUCUAUGACCUCUCCGCUGUGGUGAUGCAUCAUGGUAAAGGGUUUGGCUCAGGACACUACACAGCAUAUUGCUACAACACAGAGGGAGGCUUUUGGGUCCACUGCAAUGACUCCAAACUGAAUGUAUGCAGCGUGGAGGAGGUGUGCAAAACCCAGGCCUACAUUCUUUUUUACACUCAAAGAACUGUGCAGGACAAAGCAAGAAUCUCUGAAAAACAACUCCAAGCUCAGGUGCUGUCCAGAAAUACUGAUAAAGACAGAAGAUUGACAUUCUCAUGAUGGGAAGCUCUAUAACUCAGUCGACAGUCUCAUGUUUGUUUGUUUUUGUUUUUUAAACCAUUGGUGUUCACAUCUUUCCUCUUCAUAGGAAAAAAGGCAGGCUGCAGGAAGGGGAUCAGAUGGUGAUGUUUGUCGCCUGGGGUUUGGAGAAGUGUAUCAAGCUGUGCAGUUCUGAUGUGUAAGACUGUAGUCAGAUACUUGUUUUUUAAACAUUGUAGUUAAAUUACUCAAAGCAAAGAGUUUGAUGCCUUGUAUCAUUGGUCUCGUAUUAAAAUGGAAUUGAGUAAGGCAUAUAAGAAAUGAGCACAACCAGGAAACAGAAGCAUUCAACUGGCAUCCAGAAACCUUCAGUACCUAGUAAUGCUGAUAAACCUCUGGAAGGAGUGGGUAUAGUACCUUCCCCUUUAACUGUCAUUCAGAUUUCCACCCAGGUAUUUCUUUUAUGGUUGUUGCAUAGCUGGAGCUGGCUGCCCUAAAAGCUUUUCUUGCUGAAGAAGUGUUUGACGUUCAUCAACAAGAAGAAACGUUCCCCAGCCCUCAGCUAUCUGUGUGGUACUGAUUUCUUUGCCCUCAGAUAAGGGCAAACAAAUGGCUGGCAAUUUCUGUCAACAGCUUUUUUUUCUCAGUGUUACUGAGACUGUUUGCACACUUGAUAGCCUGUUCUCUAGGCUGAACUGAAUUGGCAGCUAAAUUCGCUAGGAAUGUAACUCUUGAAACAGUUCUGCUCUGGAGAAUGUUUUUUGUUUUAUUUUUUAAAACAAAUAAAAGAACAAACGCCCUGUAAUAAAACAGGAACGUACCUGUGUGAUCAGAGUCAUAUCUGUCUGCACCGGCAGCAAAAACAAAGCCUAUACUGCAUGUUUCUGCUGGCAUAACUUUGCUGAUUGGGGUUAGAAAGAAGUGAAAACCCUGACUCGCGCAGCUCUGACAGCAGAAACAGUCUCUGGGAGGCAGCUUACACUGGCAAAUGAGCACUUUUUCUGUUUUGUUUUUUUUUUCUUUUUUUCCCCAAGGGAAUAGUUUGGGAUAACACCACAGCAGAGUCAGAGUCAGAACUAGGCGCUGUGAACUGCUUCUGUAGUGGCAAUAUUGACAAACUCUGGUUGUCACACGAGGGCCAGAAUGGCUGAAGGCACCGAGGUUGCACAGAUGUAGUGAGUUGCACAGAUUCUAACCUGUGAAGUUGUUAUUCCUGCUGGGUCAUAAAGGGAAGGAAUUUUGUUAAUUGUCGUAUUCCACAGUGAGUUUGAAAAACAACAGAAAUGUGUCUGUAUCUCUAUCUGGAUUUUGGAACAUAGGGCUCUCAUUGACUUUUUCUAGGCAGUUCUCAGCCUACAGUUGGACUUCAGGAAUUUUUAUAAUUUGGGGUUUGGCUGCUCACAUUUCAUAUUGCCAUCAAAUCUGAAUAUGUGACUGCAAAGAUACAUGAUGCAUUUCAGUCUUUUUUUUUUUUUCCUGAGCAGCUAUGCGUUGAAGUAUGAGGUUCUUCAAAAACUUUAUUCCAUUUUCAGGUAGAGGAGCUGGACACAUUUUUCUUCCCCUCCUACUUUUACCCUGGUCAGCACUGGCCCAUCAGUUACAAAGUGACAGCUGUGCAUUAUCACUGGAGGGGCUGAAGAGGAAAAUCUCUCAUACAUAAUUCCUCUUUUUUCUUUCACUACUGCAGCUUUGGAUUUCCUGUUCUAUGGGCACUUCAGCUGCUGUUAAUCACUUCAGCCAUGCAGAGAUGAGCACAGCAAACAAGAAACUCCUCUUUUUGUUAGAGUACAGCGCAGCACUACGUCUCCUCUGUCCAUAGAGUCCCAUUCCCUGUAUGUCUGAGCAACGUGCCACCUUUUAAGCCUACAAAAACUGAUUUUUUAGCAAUUAAGAAUAAUUUGAGUUUCUAUACUUUCUGUUUUUUGGUUUUUUUUUUGUUUUUUUUUUUUUGAGACAAGUCAGUUUGAAACAGUCCUACGGGAACGAAUUAAAAGGUUUUAAUUCUGUUUCUCUAAUUGUAGCAUGGUCUGGAAGAAUUUGCAAUGAAUGUCUGCAUAUCUAUGUAUUUACUAGGUAGCAUUAUUUUUUUGUGCUACUAGUAAAUAAAAUAAAUAAAAAUGUAAUAGGCCAGACUGAGAUGCAACAGAAAUGUGACCCAGCUUAAUGCAGGGGAAGCUGGUCUGGCUUCAGCACAGGCAGAAGUUGACAUUCAUGAAAGAAUGAAAAUGAAAUGCUUGUGGUUUUCAGAUCUGAUAAGAUUCUUUGUUAGAGCAAAAUACGUGCUUUGUGAAGACUACGUGUCUCAAAAGGAAAAUUAAAGGAAAAAAAGUGUUCAGUGUUGCCUUCUUAAGCUCAGAGGUAGAAGGGAAAAUGGAACAGUCAUGAUUUACUGUGACUGCCAAAUACUGUGAUUGCGGUCUGAAUCCCUUACCAUGCUGGCCCUGUUUGUAUGAAAACUGAUUGUUGUUACUGCAGUGAGUUGAGACUCUGCUAUGAAUGCUCAUCUUUUGACUGAGUGUUUUGCAUUAAUAUUUGAAUUCAGGUAGAAAUAUUGUUGUCACGUGAAUUGACUAGGUUGCAGAGGGGAGUGGGAGUGGUACUGUUAGCUGUGGGUACAUCUGGUUGCCCAAGCAGAUUGUGUAGCAUUUGCUGUUGACAUCUUUUGACGUUAGUGACUUCUCCAUGUGACAUUAGCCUAGUUGCUCUGAGAUGUGGAGAUACUGCAGUGAGAAAAAUACUGCCCUGAUAGGGAAGGAAGGAAUUAUACUUCAAAGUAAACUUGCUUUUUCCAACACUGUGAGGUUUCUGUGAUAUUUAGCUUUUAUUUGGAAGCGACAGCGUAUAGCAUUUUUUAUGCUGUUUGGUUUAUAUUUGUCUACUGCAGGCAUCUUUAUACAAGCAUAGCUCAGUGUCCCUGCCGUGGUGGACACUGUUCUAUAGUGUCUGUUUGCCAGAAAUUAGAAUAGGAAGUUAGCUCUUUACAUUAAUAAGGCAAAUGUCCAGCUUGCAAUUACUGUGGAGCCCACUGUGAAUGCCUGACCAAGGGCAGCCUGUAAUGCAAGCUCUGUCCCUCCUUUAAUGAUAUGGCUUGAAACCCUGCUAAUAUCCAGGUGUGUAUUUAGAAUAAUUCCAAAUGAAGGCUUUACUCUUGCAAACACCGAAGCAAAUGAUGUAACUUAACUGAAGCGGUGAGUUCAUGCUUUUGAGUCUCAAGCUAAGUGUCUGCAGGAUAAGAACCUUUGUUCUGGUUGAACUGGGAGUGGAAUUUUUUCUGUAGAUGCAGGCGCUCCUGUACUGGGGUUUCAGUCAUGUAACAAGAAGCCAGUUGCCUUGAGAGAUGCUGAGAGCAAGGGUUAGGUUCCUGGCACUUUGCACGUUGUUGUCUGAAGGUAAAGUAAACCACGGGACAGUUGCAGGCUGUCAGGCUCAUGAGUACGAAGCCCUCGGCACAGAAUUGUUCCCAGCAUAUCCUUAUUCUUUUCAACUUGUAUGUAAACUGGUGUUCCUUAAUUUUGUGCUUUUAAGAAUGAAGAAUUUUAAUGUAUUCAUGGCCAGGAAGGUUACAACAGUGGCUGUAGUUAUUGGAAAAAAAAAUUAUUUUAGCUAAAUUUAUGCCACUAGCAAGUUAGUUGCGUGGAUUUGCCUUUGUUGCCCCUUUACUGCCUGCAUGCUCAAGUUAAACUAUGCAUACUGCAAAAACAGUUUCUCUGCAAAGCAAUGGAAAAAAAAAAAAACCUCAAAAACUUUAUUUUCCCCUCUAUUUCUAACCAGAACAAUUCUCUGGACUGGCUUUGAAGUUGUCAUUAUGAAGCAGCAAAUAGAAUAAUGUGCAUUAAAUGCUUUACGUCAAACUUUCCUGGGUGGCAGUGUCACCCCCAUUUACUUAGGGGAUUCCAGACAUGCUUUUUCAAUGCAGGAAUAUAACUGAAAACACUUCAAGCAUUAUGUGCAUCCUAUGGACCCACUAUCUUUAUUUUUGCUUCUAAAAGGCAAAAGACAUCUUCCUUAUGUCCAACCUAAAUCUCCCCUCUUUUAGUUGGAGACCAUUUCCCCUUCUCCUAUCACAUAGACCCUGCUAAAGAGUCUGUCCCUUUCUUUCUUACAGCCCCUUUAGAUACUGAAAUAUUGUUUUGGUGGUAAUUUAGACACACUCAUGUUGAUUGUAACAUCCCCGGGCCUGAGUAUGCUUAAUUACAUCCUAAUGAAACUUCUGGCUGCUGCCAGAUCCCCCAGGAUAAGCUACAGUGGAAGUAACAGUACUCCAGAAUGAGAAGUACUUAAGGAAGAGACAAUAGACAGAGAUUAGUUUUACCUGCCAAUACAAUGUUGUGAGCUAAUUUUUUAUGAUUCCUUAGAUUUGGUGCCUUGUAUCCAGCAACAUUUUGCAUGGGACAGAAACACUGCGAAAUAAGUCCUGACCGAAGCAGCAGACUUGUGUUUUUAUAAGUAUUCUCAGCAUCAGUGGCAUUUUCACAUUUCAUAUCCACAUGAAGAAGUCUACCAGCAAGCUCAGAAGCUAUCACUUUAUCAUUAUAUGUUUGAAAUAUCUAUACAUGUCAUAAUUCAAGGAACAACUUGUUGCAAAGGCCAGUAAAAUUUAGACUUUCUCAUGUCAUCUGGGCCCCUUCCGAUCAGGUCAGUAAAUUGACAUUGGGCAGAGUAUGUGGUACAGAGCAAGGAAUAAAAACUCCACUGGGAGCUUUUGGUGGAGCAGCUGUACCUUUGGAAGGGGCCUUCUGUCACAAACCUGGGUUUGAAUAUAAAGCCUCAAUUAAGUGGUAUCUUUCUUGUGUCCAUUACAUUAAUAUUGAUACCUGUUUACUGCAGAUGGGAAUGUGAAGCAUUCUAGCAAGCUUUUGAAUUUUGAAAACCACAGCAUAGACUAAAUGAUCAAAAGCUGAAUGUGUUAAGUCACCUGUACCAUUUGUGAUUAUUUGUCUUGGCUGAUUUACGGGGUAUGCCUUUAGGCCACUCCUGUUGUGCUUACUUUAUUUUAAAUUCUAUGAUGCUAUGUCUGUGAAUGGGUUCCACUUGUUUAAAGGGUAACUUUGCAUGGUGGGCCAAAAUAGUUUUGAGAGAUCUGAUAGUCUUAAUAAUGCAGUUUGCAAUGUACAUUUCCAAAAGGGAGGGGGAGGGGGGGCAGAGAGGAGAAGGAAAAAAAAGACGACCAGCCCAAUGGGCCCAAGAUUGACUUUAACCACUGCUGUUUAUUGUUUUGAAGUGUAUGCAUGAUACAGAGGAAUGUGCUGCAGUUACAGUGAAGUGCUGUACUACUGAUUUUGUGCAGGCUGGGGACAGGGAAGGAGAAAGGCAGAAUGAAACAACCAGAAAAACAAAGCCAAGCUGAGCACAGCAGUAAUCUACUUCCAGUAGAGACAGGAAGCAUUUGAUGUGGGGGCCUCGUGUGUCAGAGGAUCAUGUAUUUUGCAGGUAGAGGCAUUAACAAAAUCAAAAUGCAGUCUCAUUAGCUGCAGUCUGGGGGCAAAAAUUUCUGAUAGCCCUAAUCUCAUAAUGGCAAAUGAAUGCUGCUUUUCUAUUAAACAUUACAGUUCCUAAGGAAUAGGACCCAAAUUCUCAAGUUUUAAGGAGCUACCUACUUAAAGCCCACCAUGUCACUUGUGCUUGUGUAACUGGAAGUGAAAAAGGAGAUCAUACAGUUGAUAAUUACACACCGUUUGCUUUGUACUUCUUAGUAACAUACUUUCCAUGGAGGUGGCAGGUAGUCAGUUUGAUUCUUUCCAUGCUGAAGUGCUGGGUCUGGUCCCCGACUUGUCAAACUAGAACUUUGUGGGGUAGGAAAGGGCUCCCUCUGCUUCUGCUCCUGCUUUACAGACGCUUGCCACGUGAGCAGUUCAUCACUGGACUGUAGGGCUUUUAAGUAUUCCUCCUCCUGAAGAGGAACAAACACACCCCUCCAGUGUGGGCAGUGUUAAGUGUCAAGCACUCAGGCUAUAGUCUUAUCUCCUUAGAUAACCAUAUAUGUGCUGUGGGGAUAAUUGUGUUCCACUGAGUUAGUAUGAGUGAAUCAAUGCAGCAUUUGCAGAUCGACAAGGUUAAAGAAUGUAUUAUAACAUGGGCAGACCAGAGCUUUGCAGAUGAGUAAUGUCACUGCAGGCUUGUGGUGCACUGUUGAAUGGACUCUGUAGCUGAGGAAUUAAGAUAACUACCCACAUGGCUCCUUCUCCUUUGCACAGAGAGUGUAAUGUCUGUUCUGUAUAACUCUAUUCCUCUGGCUUAAGAAUACUUCCUAGCAAGCUCAUCUUCAUUCUCCUUUCAUUUAUUAAAUGACGUUACUAAGCCUGGCCCUUAUGGCUGUUCCCUACUGCUACGAGGUAAGCUACAAAUAUCCAUGUGAAAACCAAGUUUAUAGCUUGUUUGUCAGACACGUUGAGUACAGUAAUGUGCCACUAGCAACCUGUUGGGCCCAUUUAGAAGAGAUCCUAUUUCUUCUGUGCUAAACUUCAGCUUUGGUUAAGCAGUCACAAGCUAUUUAAGCUACAGCCUUCUAUACAUCUACCUAAAUGAGAGGUUUACAGGAAGGGAACAAGUGGAUAAAUUUGUUUCCAGAAAAACUUUAAUUAGUUUGCUUUUGGGUAAAAAGAAACACAUGUAGUUGCAAUUGUCAGGAUGGUUAAAACAGCUUUUCCAAGAAGAGUGCAGCCCAGGCAAGCUCCCUUAAGUUGCGUAGCGUGGGAUGCUGCCAGGGGAGCCCCCAGUUCAGCUUGUGCCCUGCAAGCUCCACUGUUGACCUGAGCAAGGGUAGAAAGCAAGCUAAUCUUCAGGACUUCUGAAGUUAAUUCCGCCCUAAGAUUGCUGGAAGGGCGCUGCUGACAGAGACUGGUUCAAACACAAGCAUUUCUCUUUCAGUAUGAAAUCCCCUUGCGGCCCUUGUGAAAACAAGAGUAAAAAGCUGCUUUGCUUUCUUGGAUAAGGAUCAAAGCUGGAGUUUGGGUGGCUUUCCUGAUUUUUUCCAGUGGCUUCUGUGGGGGCUUUAAGUCAGAACAGCCUCUGGUGUCUGCUUCGAGUUUCUGCUGCUUACGUCACUAAUGACUUAAGCUGGUGUAUGCCAUGCUGUGCUCAUGAAUGAGGCUGCCUUUGCUUCAAGGACGCUUCUAGGCAGUGGCAAGUGAUGAGAGAAUCCAAUUAAUUACCGAAUGUUUUCUGGCAAUCCGUGUGGCUGUCCUGUAGCUCAGUGCAAAUGCGCUUGAAGUGCUGCUUCUAAUUACAGCUUUUGUUUUAGUCGAGGUUUGUUAAGACAACAUGCAGUAAGUCACCUAUGGCAGCCUUCUGUACUUAACUGCAUGAACUGCCCCCUGCCUGAACCCAGGCCUCAGGAGAUUAGUGUGUUCUAAAUCAAAACUAAGAUUAACUAGGAAAUGACCUAACGUUCUAAUUAAUCCCCUUUUCCUUCAAAAAUUGUUCCUACAUAACUUGACGUUCUUUUGAAGUACAGAUAAUCCAUUUCUUUACAAGAUGUUAAAAUUCCUGCUUCGAAAACAGCAUUUUAAAGUACGUUUCAGUAGUGGAAUAAACUUAUCGUCUAAGGCAGGUAAAGGGGCCGUUUUCAGUCACAAAAUGCGGAGGCAGUACAACUGCAAAAGAGUGUUCUCAUUUAAAACCCUGCGCAUAUCUGUCCAAAGAAUCCAAAGCCAUGUUGCAGUCAUACUGCCACAAUGCUCAGGACUGGGAAGUUAUUCUGCUCUACAAAAAGCAUCUUCUGAAAGCUGCAGCCUACCAUCUCUGAUUAACUUACAACAACAGCUCCCAUGUCAGCCUCACGUCGUGCUUUCGCUAUCUCUUGAACAGCUCCACCACCCAUAGCUGGACUUGAAGUCAGUUAAGGCAAGUUGUAGUUUCAGUCCAGGGCACUAACAUGCUAUGCAACACCAAAUGGCUUCUUCCCCCAGAAUCCUAAUUCCUUUACAGCUGCAUACCAGCUUUAUCUCAGCCAGACACGAUCCAUGAAAAUUCUGGUGGUUAGAGUUUACCUAGGGCUUUCUACGGUUCUCUUUUUCCUUUGAAUAAGGAUCUAGCAUACAGCCCAGGACUGGAUAUAUUCCUUUGUCUUUCGGGUGUGAAAUAAAAAUCAUGUUUUUAUGAUUUUUGUAAAUCUUUACUCUUUUUACACCUUCUUUUUGUAAACUGAAGUUUCUUAUUAAAAAAGUGAAAUUCCACUGCA